This is a messenger RNA of Corythoichthys intestinalis (scribbled pipefish), 5852 nucleotides long. RefSeq names its product tetraspanin 31 (gene tspan31). The coding region runs from base 158 to 799 and encodes 213 amino acids. Lineage: Eukaryota; Metazoa; Chordata; Actinopteri; Syngnathiformes; Syngnathidae. The transcript has 6 exons. Gene Ontology annotation, cellular component: plasma membrane. The record is from RefSeq and is a predicted model, not a curated record.
AAAGCUGCAACGACGUUCAGGCAGGCUUGGCUGUGUCCUAUCUACUUAUUGUUCUUGUCUAGGAGAAAGAGGCUCAAGCCUCAAACAAAACAGUCGUCGGUGCACCACCGGACUCCGGUAUUUUUCUCCGUAAUAUUUGUCCUCCAACCGGAGAAAGAUGGUGUGCGGAGGCUUCACGUGUUCCAAGAACGCGCUAUGCUCCUUGAACGUGGUCUACAUGCUGGUAGGCCUGCUGUUAAUCGGCGUGGCGGCGUGGGGGAAGGGCUUCGGCCUGGUGUCCAGCAUCCACAUCAUCGGCGGCGUCAUCGCCGUGGGCGUCUUCCUCCUACUUAUCGCCGUGGUGGGCCUCGUUGGAGCCGUGCGUCACCAUCAAGUCAUGCUUUUCUUCUAUAUGGUCAUUCUUUUCAUAGUCUUCCUCUUUCAAUUUGGAGUGUCCUGCUCCUGCCUGGCAAUGAACCGUGGCCAGCAGGAAGUGUUUCUGAACUCUGCGUGGGGAAUGCUGGAAAGUAAGACCAAAACAGACCUGGAGAGUCAGCUCAACUGCUGCGGCCUGCUCAACGUCACUGACCAACGUGAACGAUACGAGGAAGAUCUGCGAGACUGUCCCGCCCCGUGCAAGACGGCAACGACGAAAUGCUACACGUGCGGAGAUAUGAUGCUGCACCAUGCCAGCGAAGCUCUCAAGAUCCUCGGAGGAGUCGGCCUCUUUUUUAGCUUCACCGAGAUUUUGGGUGUUUGGCUGGCAGUCCGCUACAGGAACCAGAAGGACCCACGAGCCAACCCCAGCGCUUUCCUAUAAUUGGCGCACGAGCGGCGUUUCCCACCCACCAGGCACGCCCAACCGACACGAGGACACGCCGCUCCCACUCCCGCCAUCCUCCCCCGAGACCGCGUACAACUCGUAAUAUUGGCGAGACGUGUCCGGCGACCUGGAGGGCCACCAACCUUAGAGAUUAAAGGCCGCCCCCCGACCCGACAAACAUCUCUCAAAUUAUCGUGAAAUCUCACAUAUAGCGAACGCGUUUUCGUGUCGAGGCGGCGCGCAAAGCAAAAGUAGCUUAUACGUUAGCGCGUUUAGCGGCAGCCAUUUUGCGGAAUGACCCACUACGCUAACUACUGUCGUCACGAUACUAACAUUUUUAGCUCGAUAUCAAUACUCGUAAAAAUACUUGACACCAUUGUGGGUACUACAUAGAUUUUUUAAAUGAACUUUUUCCUACAUUUGUGGUCAAUAUUUUUGACUAAAAAAUCUUGUCAAAUUGCCUCAAAAUUAACAGGAAGUGACCCAAAAUGUACAUGAAUUCAAACAUUCAGAUUCACAUAAUUCACACUUAAAAUAAUGUUACGAAAUCAAGGCGCACAAAAGUUAUCUGCCAGUUUUUUGCCAAAAACAUAACAUUCUAUCAGAAUUUCACAAAAACUUCUCCAUACAUUUCAAUGGCCCCACUUAUUUACAAUGGCACAUUCAACGCCCACAAAAAUGUUUCCAUUGAUUUUUUUAACAGUAUACUAGUUUGAAAUUUGGACCUGCAAAAAUUCUACAUUGGUGGUCAUUAUUUUUGACAAAAAAAAUUUUUUUAACAGGAAGCAACCUAGGAAUGCCCCAAAACAGACAGAAAUUGACCUAAAAUCAACCGGAAGCGACUCGUGUCACAUAGCUAACAGGAAGUUAAUGCUCCAAAAUGAAUAGGAAGUGAUCAAUGAACAGGAAGUGACCCAGAUAUGCUCUAAAAAUCAUCAAAAAGUGUUUCGAAAUCAACAAAGUAACCUGGAAAUUCCCCCAAAAUCAAAAGCAACUGGCCCAAAAAUACCCUAAAAUAAAGAAAAUGAUCCCAAAUUUAUAGGCCAUGACAAACAGGAAGUGACCCGGAACUGCACCAAUAUCGACAGGGGAAUGCACCAAAAUUAACAGGAGGUGACCCAGAAAUGCCCCAAAGCCAACAGGAGGUGACCCGGAAAUGCCCUAAAAUAAACAGGAAGUGACCAAUACACAGGAAGUGACCCAGAAAUACUCUAAAAAUAAUCAGAAACUGUGUCAGAAAACAACAAAGUGACCAAUAAGCGUCUCCGAAAUCAACAGGAAUUGACCCAAAAAAUUCCCCAAACUAACAGGAAGUGACACGGAAAUGCCCCAAACUCAAUGGGUAGUGACCCAAAAAUUCCCUUAAGUCAACAAAAAGUGACCAAAAAUGUUCAGGAAGUUAACCUAGAAUGACCCAAAAUUAACUCAUUGCCUGCCAUUGACAUGCUCAUCAUCUAGUGCCGUAAAAUCCAGUGUCAUUGACGUUAUUAGACGUUCAAUUAAUUUUGACUGGGAGGGGCCAACUAAACUAAUGUUCAUUAGUUCAAUGGAAGCCAAUGAGUUCAAUGAAUGGGGCGUGAUUUGUCACUAAAUUAUCUCGCGACAUCUCAUUUUUAAAAGUUUUAUUAAAAAAAUGUAAAAUUUUAACGACAAAGUUGAUGCACAUGAUUUGCUUUAACGGGCCGUACGUAGUAAUGUGACGAACAAAAUCUGGCCCUCGGGCCUUGACUUUGACACCUCUACGUAAAGAGACGAGUCCGGUGUUCGCAGUCUUUUACUUCUCCUGGUCCAAAAUUCCAAAUAGCAAAUCCAAACUCUGCAUUUUGACUGAUGGCCAUUUACCUAGAAACUCGUCCCGACAAGCAUUCGACGUGAAAUUCCAAGUCGCGCAUCAGAAUUUUUUUCCUGAACUGUAACUGAGCCAGCUGGCACAUGUUGGAGCGCCAACGGACUGCAGACUUAAUAUAUGUACAUAAUACUGAUUUUUUGGUGUCGUUUCCACUCUAGUUUCUUUUUGUGUUAUGCUAGCUGUCAUGUACGUAGCCUCACCUCCUAUUUAACUUCGAUAUGUGAAGCAAGAAUUUUUUUUUUUUUUUUUUUUAGUAUCGCUAAAAGUGAUUCACGUAGUGCUGGGUGAUGAAUUUUCUUAUAUCGUUAUUUAUUCGGCACAGCUACGUUAAUGCUAGCUGUACACCAGUAACCUACAAGCAACUUAAACUCCAAUCCAGUGCACGCGUGCCCUCUAUUAUCAAAUUCCUCACCUACAGAAGGCUGCCCUCUACUGGCUGUGUCCUCACAAUUCUGCCAUUGAUUAAUCAGCCCUGAUACAAAAAAAAAAUUGGGCCCCGAGGAUCCAAAGACACCAGCUCAUGCUACGUAGCUAGCAAGUUUCAAGAUGAUCAGUUCACAAAAGAUGGAGGAAUAGGACUUCAAAGUUGGCAUUCACAAAAAGUAAAACAAGCACAUGUGCUACUACAGGCUGAAGGUUCCCCUCUACUGGCUAACUCCUACAGGCAACACGGCACCAACAAGUCCAUUUUUUUGUUUUUGUGCAUGCAUGCCCUCUACUAGCAAAUUCUUAACCUUCAGAAGGCUGCCCUCUACUGGCUAACUCCUAAUUGUAAUCCUGCAAUUAAUCAUUCCCUUUAUAAAAAAUGGGGCUUAGAGAAUCGUUAGAUAUCAGCCUAUUCUACAUUGCUAGCAAGUUUCAAGAUGAACGGUUCACGAGUACCGGUAGUAGGCUUUCAAAGUUAGCAUUCACAAGAAGGAAAACAAGCACAUAUGCUGCUACUACUACAGGCUAAAGGGUGCCCGAUCCUGGCUAACUCCUUACUGUGUUUUCCCACACUAUAAGGAACACCUUCAAUGAAUGUUCUAUUCUAAAACAGUUUUCAUAUGAAGAGUGCACUGCAUUAUUAAGGGGCAGUAGUAGUAGUAGUAGUGGUUGGAGUUGCGUUAUGCAGCCACUAGAUGGAGCCGUGCUGAAAGGAAUCAUGCCAUGAUUAACAAUAUUGAUCUAUAUAAGGUGCGCCUUUGAUUGCGGCAAGUACGGUAAUCAUUCCCGGUACAAAAAAAUCGGGCUCAGAGGAUUGCUAGAUCCGGCCUAUGCUACAUCGCUAGCAAGUUUCAAGACGAUCAGGUCACGAAUGACAGAAAAGUAGGAAAAAAGGAGAAAAACAAGCACAUGCGCUGCUACAGCCUGAAGGCUGCCUCCUGCUGGUUAAUUUCUAACCUAGUAGCAACUUGUACUCUGUGCAAACAUCUCUUGGCUAACUUCUAACUAUAAUUCUGCAUUUAAUUAAUCAGCCCCGAAACAAACAAUCGGGCCCCGAGGAUUGAUAUCGGCUCACGUUACAUAGCGAGUAAGUUUCAAGAUGAAUGGCUCACGAAAAACUGAGGAGUAGGAUUUCAAAGUUAGCAUCCACAUGAAGAAAAACAAGCACAUGUGCUCUAGUUCUACAGGCUAAAGGGUGCCCUCUACUGGGGCAAAAGGGUAACCUACAGACAACACAGGCACCACUAAGUCCGUGCGCUGUGCAUGCAUGCCCUCUAUUAGCCGAUUGGCAAGAACGACAACAACCUGAGUGGUGAUAGGACAGGGCUUCAGCCUUUAUAAACGGGUAUCAUAAGGCACGUCACAGCAAAAACUCAUGGUUCAUAAAUUGUACAAAUAGCAGUUGAACACAUUGUAGCGAGUCUAGUGAAGGAUUAAACACAUUAUAGAAAACUUUGUCACUUGACAGCCAUUUUGUGUCAGAGCCAUUCGAUGACCCUAACAUGAAUAGAGCGUGUACUAGCUAUACAGUACAUUUUCAAUUGAUUUGUUUUUUUCAUAAACAUCACAUUAAAUUUAUGGCAUCCAUAAUAAUAUAAAUAUUUUGCAACAGCCUGAACCAUAGCCACGCCUGAUAUGUCGACUGCUUUAAGAUGGCAGCCAACGCCGCUUAUACGCAUCAAUAUGUAGCAUAAAUAUGAGAUAUCUAUGGUCACUCCCUCUUUUAAGUUGAGUGCUGCAUUCAAAACUAUUGUAAAACGCACUGUUAAAGCAAAACAGCAAGAUUAACCCAGACAGACAUCAUUUGUACCAUUUUUAGUGAAAUAAUUUAAAAUGUAUAGUUUUCAUGACGAUUCCAAUCGCCCAGCACUACUUAUUUUUUGAUGCCUGAAUUUACAUUUGUCAUACUUCAUAUAAAUAUUGGGGAAUUCAAAAUAUAAAAAUGGCAAUUAAACAAACUAUAGAAAAUUAAAUUGAAAAAUAUGAAAAAAAAAAUCCUAAAUUUUAAAAAUGUUUUUUUUAACCAUUUAGUUUAAAUAAAUUAUUGAGAAUAAUUUUUUGAAAAUAUAUGAAAUAUGAGGAAUUAUUUGUAAAUUCUUCCUAUAUUUAAGAUUUUUUUUCCCCCCAAAAUUAUUUUUAUAACAUUUUUGAUUUUCUAUAUCUUUUGAUUUUUUUUUUUCUAUGUCUGCUGUAAUUUUUCCUAUUUAAUUCUCUUUUUUUUAUGACUACUAAUUUUGGAUUUAUGUAUUCUACACAAACAAAAAAAUACAAAUUAAAAAUUGGGGGAAGAAAAAUAUCAAACAAAUUUUAGAAUGUUUUUUCUAUUCUAAUUUUCUACGGUUCAUUUAAAGUAUAUUUUUCAGUAUAUUUAAGCUUUUUCAAAUUUUGCAUUAUUUUUUAUUCAAUAUUUUUUAAAUGCGUUUUUUUUUUUUUUUUUUUACUAUUUUCAUGUAUUAAUUUAUUCCACAAGAACAAAAUAAUACGUAGUUUUGGGGAAAAUUCAAUAAUUCUCUAAUACAAAUUUGAGAAAUUAUCUUAAAAAAAAGUUUAUUUUGAAUCAAUUUUAUACAUAUAUUUUUUUCAACAUAAUUUUCUAUACUUUUUUUUUUUUUUAAAUGAAUACUAUUAUGUACUUAUGAAUUCCUUCAAUGAUUUAUGUAUAUUUGUUCAAUUUAAAUCCAGGCAUUAACGGGUUAUAAUCUUAUUUUUUUCAUCAGUGUUAAUUGCUUUGUAAAAGUAAAAAAAAAAAAAAGUUACAUUUGAUGUUUAAUGUUU